This is a messenger RNA of Candidozyma duobushaemuli, 3474 nucleotides long. RefSeq names its product SAGA histone acetyltransferase complex subunit (gene SPT7). Gene Ontology annotation, biological process: regulation of transcription by RNA polymerase II. The record is from RefSeq and is a predicted model, not a curated record. The transcript is spliced from 3 exons. Lineage: Eukaryota; Fungi; Ascomycota; Pichiomycetes; Serinales; Metschnikowiaceae. Gene Ontology annotation, molecular function: structural molecule activity; protein heterodimerization activity. The coding region runs from base 1 to 3474 and encodes 1157 amino acids. Gene Ontology annotation, cellular component: SLIK (SAGA-like) complex; SAGA complex.
AUGUCUUUAAAGCGUAUCAACAAAGAGUUGCUUGACUUGGGAAGCAUCUAUCAUGGGCCCCCAGACUCCCCAUAUGCUGGAGGUGUGUUCUUCCUUUCGAUUCACUUCCCCACUGACUACCCAUUCAAGCCUCCAAAGAUCAACUUCACCACUAAGAUCUACCACCCUAACAUCAACGCAACUGGUUCUAUCUGUCUAGAUAUUUUGAAGGACCAGUGGUCUCCUGCCCUUACCAUCUCUAAGGUGCUUUUGUCCAUUUGCUCCUUGUUGACUGACGCCAACCCCGAUGACCCAUUGGUCCCUGAGAUUGCUCACGUUUACAAGUCUGACAGACCUAAGUAUGAGGCCACUGCUAGAGAGUGGACCAAGAAGUAUGCUUUCGUGAUUGUCUCGCAUAUCCUUAAACAAGACAACUUCGAGCUCUGGACGCAAUUUCUUGAGGGUAACUGUGUUUUACAUGUCACAAAAGCUGAUCAGAAAGGUUCGGAUGAUGAAGAUUCGGUCGAGGACGGUACUAGGCCCAUGAUCAAUCUUGCUUUCCACAUGAGAUAUAUCCUAUGGGAGAAGGCCAUCGAUUACUUUUACGAGGACAGUCUAAAGGGAACCGACCAUUCACUCAAAAGCCAGAGAGACGAGUCUGGUACUACGUAUGACUUGAUCGACGGUCUAGAUGAGGCUCCAGUUCAGGAUGGACAGCAAAAGGAAAAUGAAUCUGCUGCCCCAAUGCCUGUGAGAGAGGAAGAAGAAGACUACGACGAUGAUGAGGAUGACGAUGAUGAAGACAAAAAUAGUGGCCAAACUAAGCAGGAUGAACAGGACAACAUUGAAAAUGGUCAGCUUCAAUACGAAGACGGACAUGUUAAGGUGGAAAUCCUGUCAAGCGAAUUUGUCACCAAGUCAACGCCACCUCCAGAGACAAAUAACACGGAUCUUGAAGAUGCUUCAACAGAGGGAACCGAGUUUCCUGCUAAUGCUCCAACAAUGAAUCUCGAAGAUCAAGAAGCACUUGUUAAAGAAUUCAACAAGGUUUAUCACAACUUCGAAUACGACAAAGAAACCCUCAUCAAGCGCAGGAAGCUUGAGAAGUCGGACAUGCAAAUUGAAUCUCAAAAGCCAGCUGGUGACGAUCCCACAAACCAGAUACCGAUCAAUUUAGGUUCUGCGUCACAUUCGCUACAACAUCUUUUGGGUGUUAUCCAGGAUCGUCGUGAUGAUGUGAGUUUGACCGACCAUGAUCUAAAAAAGUUAUUCAUGGACGUGCGUAAGAACAGGGGCAAAUGGGCUAACGAUGAACGCAUUGGACAAGAGGAGUUAUAUGAAUCUUGUGAAAAAGUUCUUCAAGACCUUCGUGGAUACACUGAACAUUCGACACCCUUCCUCAAUAAGGUUUCCAAAAGAGAAGCGCCCAACUAUGGCCUAAUUAUCAAGAAACCAAUGGAUUUGAAUACAGUUAUGAAAAAGCUCAAAAGCCUUUCCUACAAUUCAAAGCAGGAGUUUGUGGACGACUUGAUGCUUAUAUGGAACAACUGUUUGACCUACAACGCAGAUCCCAAACACUAUCUCAGGGCACAUGCAAUUGCCAUGCAGAAGAGAACUCAGAAGCAUAUUCCAACGAUACCUGACAUUACGAUAAGAAAUAGAUCAGAGGUCGAAAAAGAAGAGGAUCUCGAUUCUGAGGCAAAAGCUUCUACGCCUGCUUUAAAGGGUGGUAAGAAAGCUUCAAAGAAGGGGAGAAAAAGAAAGCGGGAAGAAAUUAUCAAAUCCGAGGAAGUUGAGGGUGUGAGUGACGCCCAGCUGUCAGACGUCCCCUCCAAUCUGGAAACCCCUGCUCCGAUAUCGCAACCAACCCCAACUGAAAAUGGGAAUAUUAUGACGGAGGAUAAUCCUGCUGAGGAAGAGGAAGAAGAAGCGGCCGAGGAAGCUGACACCGAUAUACGCGAAAAUGAAAACGAGGACGAACAAGAUCCAGAGCUCCAAUCAUGGAGGACCCUAACCGCAAAGUCACGGGCUAACUAUUGCGCUUCUCGUGCUGCCCUUUUUGAUAAUGAUGGGAAGCUCAAGCUUGAUGCCGAGGCAAUUCUUCGAGAAUCGAACAAAAUGAAGAAUUUUAAUCAAUUCCUAGACAACAAGGAAAUGGUUUCGAAGACGAAUAAGCUUCUCGAUAAUGACGAGCCUUAUCUUCUUGAAUAUGAUGUCGCUGGUGGCAUUCCAGGAAUCAAAUAUCCUGGCAUUGACGACCAAGACCAGGAUAGACUAGAAAAUGAAAUGGUUGAGCUGCUUUUACUGAAGGGCGAAGCUGAUAACCUUUCCUCGGGAUUGAUUCUUCCAUUGGAAUCGGGUCUCAACGGCCUUUACCGUGGCAAUAUCACAGAAAUUCAAGAGAUUCGAAAAAUCUGUUUCAAAAUUUCUUUGAUUCGGCAGAUGCAAACUCAGCAAUACAUGCACCGUACUCAAAUGCGUCAGCCAGAGAUAGAGUACAUUAAGGAGAUCGAUGUUGACCCAGUUUCCAAGUUGCCAAAUCACAACCUAGAUUCUCACGAUGUACAAUACGCUUCUCUUAGAAGAGGUGUUGCCAAAAUUGCAAUGCACACCGGCUUUGAGACAACUGAACCUUUGGCUGUUAACACUUUGACUCAAAUUGCUGAACGGUAUAUGCUGAAUCUAGCGAAAUCAGUCAAAAUGCAUUGUGAAUCCUCGUCGACGAACCAGUUGAGUGACAAGGCAAUUAUUCUCCUUAGUUUGCUCGAAAAUGGUGUUGAAAGACCUGAUGAUCUAUACACAUUCGUUGUUGAAAAAGCAGUGAAACAAAAAGCCAAGCUCAAGGACUUGAGACAGAAGCUUUCAGGAUUUGUGAAGGAGUUGUUAAGACCAAGUUUGCAAAAUCUUAGUGAACAGAACUUCGAGAAUAACAGUGAGCAGUUCAUGACUGGAGACUUUGCAAAUGAAAUAGGCGAUGAUUUCCUUGGUCUCAAGGAGCUUGGUUUGGAUAAGGAGUUCAACAUGUUGAGCUCCUCGAUUCCCACGUACUUGUUGCACUCUCGUUUGCAGAGCUCCCUUUCGAACACGGAUCAGGUCAACAAGAGUACUAAGUAUGAGGAUUUGAAGGACUGGGUGCAGCCAAAGUUGACUCAAGCCGACGUCCCCAACCAAGUCGGCGUUUUGCAGCCAUUCUACGAAAGCUUGGUGCAGAAAAGCGAAACGUUCCUCGUCAAGCAGCAGAAGAGAAAGGGCGAAAGCUCCGAGCUUCCACCACCCACAAAAUUAUACCUUAUCGAGGACGAGGAAUUACCACAAAAACAGAGAAAUAUUCGUCCGCGUCUUCCACCUACUGGCAAGAUAUCGUCAGUCAAGAAAAAGCUACUCUCUCAAGCUUUCUUUUUGCCAGAUGAGAGCGUUUCGAUUGAGGGCGGAAACGAUUCCUUCAAGGUCGAGAACGGUCUAGGAUUCGACGCUACUAUGAAGAGUGAGGAUUAG